Molecule: messenger RNA, 453 nt
Organism: Caenorhabditis bovis
Lineage: Eukaryota; Metazoa; Nematoda; Chromadorea; Rhabditida; Rhabditidae
Source: the annotation of a GenBank genome assembly
AUGGCCCGUACCAAGCAAACCGCCCGCAAAUCGACCGGAGGAAAGGCUCCAAGAAAGCAAUUGGCCACCAAGGCUGCCCGUAAAUCGGCCCCAGCCACCGGUGGAGUCAAGAAGCCACAUCGCUACCGUCCAGGAACCGUCGCUCUUCGUGAAAUCCGUCGUUACCAAAAAUCGACUGAGCUCCUCAUCCGCAAGUUGCCGUUCCAGCGACUUGUUCGUGAGAUCGCUCAAGAUUUCAAGACUGAUCUUCGCUUCCAAUCGUCGGCUGUUAUGGCUCUUCAGGAGGCCGCCGAGGCCUACUUGGUCGGUCUUUUCGAAGACACCAACUUGUGCGCCAUUCACGCCAAGCGUGUCACCAUCAUGCCAAAGGACAUCCAGCUCGCUCGCAGAAUCCGAGGAGAAAGAGCGGCCACAAUUAUGAAAAUGAUUAAAUUCUUACAAAGAAUGCAAUAA